CAUCGCUCGACUGACCACUCUCAUUCUCCCGGUAAAAAUCACUGUAAAAAGGCUUCGCUUCCACACUGUGGUGGGUUUCCCGCCAUUAAUGCAGUGGACCAAGACCAUCCUCCAACUGCCCAUAUAUCUACAACUAUCCCUCACCGAUCGAUCGGCGAACUCGAAGAGGGCGAAAUGGCUGGAAAGAAGGAAGCGCCAGAGCACCCCGGUGCGAUCUUGGUGUGGGAAGACUUGACGGCGGUGGUGGCUAAUCCCGGCGGCCGGCAGUCGGCGAGGAAGCUGCUCCAAGGGCUCAGCGGCUAUGCCUUGCCAGGCCGCUUGUUGGCCAUCAUGGGUCCAUCUGGCUCCGGCAAAUCCACUCUUCUCGAUUCCUUAGCAGGGAGAUUGGGGAGAAAUGUUGUGUUGUCGGGAAGGGUGCUGCUCAAUGGGAAGAGACGGAGGACCGAUUACGGUGUUGUGGUACGCUUUAGUUCUUCUUGGUUCUGUUUUAUGAUUUCGUUAUUUUUAUGUUCUGUUAUGUUUGAUCUUGGUUUGGAUAUUAUGAAAUUCAGUAGUUUAGUAUUUGUCUGGAAACCUUAGUUAGCUUGGUUGCUUGUUGGAUGUUUUGUUCGCUGGAACUCUCCUGUAAAUCUAUAUUUUCAAAAUAUUGAGUGUUGAAUCCUGAUUUGUCGCUGAUCACACCCCAAUCAAUAUAUCA
Messenger RNA from Phalaenopsis equestris, 697 nucleotides. RefSeq names its product ABC transporter G family member 12-like. Bases 175 to 579 code for a protein of 134 amino acids. Gene Ontology annotation, molecular function: ATP hydrolysis activity; ATP binding. The transcript has 2 exons. NCBI's taxonomy places the organism in Eukaryota, Viridiplantae, Streptophyta, Magnoliopsida, Asparagales, Orchidaceae. The record is from RefSeq and is a predicted model, not a curated record.